Molecule: messenger RNA, 5968 nt
Organism: Enhydra lutris kenyoni (northern sea otter)
Lineage: Eukaryota; Metazoa; Chordata; Mammalia; Carnivora; Mustelidae
Product: YEATS domain containing 2
Exons: 31
Coding region: 136-4347 (1403 amino acids)
Biological process (GO): regulation of transcription by RNA polymerase II; chromatin remodeling
Cellular component (GO): NuA4 histone acetyltransferase complex
Molecular function (GO): histone binding
Source: RefSeq, a predicted model, not a curated record
GUUGCUGGGGCCUCGUGGUGGGGCGGCUCCGCGGGGCUUCGCCCGCUCCCGCACCUCCCUCGUGACCUCUUGCCGCGCCCAGCGGGCCCUGCGCUUCGGCUGGAGACCGGAGAAGGGUGAAAAACGAAUGUCAUCAUGUCUGGACUCAAGCGAACAAUCAAAGAAACUGAUCCAGAUUAUGAGGACGUGUCUGUGGCCCUUCCAAAUAAGCGUCAUAAAGCAAUUGAGAAUUCAGCUCGAGAUGCUGCUGUGCAGAAGAUCGAGACUAUUAUCAAGGAACAAUUUGCACUUGAAAUGAAGAAUAAGGAACAUGAAAUUGAAGUCAUUGACCAGCGACUGAUUGAGGCAAGAAGGAUGAUGGAUAAACUUCGUGCCUGCAUUGUUGCAAACUACUAUGCUUCUGCAGGACUUCUAAAAGUUUCUGAGGGAUCAAAGACAUGUGAUACAAUGGUUUUUAAUCAUCCUGCUAUCAAGAAAUUUUUGGAGUCACCAUCUAGGUCUUCCUCUCCUGCCAAUCAGAGAUCAGAGACACCAUCAGCCAAUCAUUCAGAAAGUGAUUCUUUAUCUCAACAUAAUGACUUCUUAUCUGACAAAGACAAUAACAGCAAUAUGGAUAUAGAAGAAAGACUCUCAAACAACAUGGAACAGAGACCGAGCCGAAAUACUGGAAGGGACACCGCUAGUAUUACUGCCUCUCAUAAAACAGAGCAGCGGAAUGCUGAUCUCACAGGAGAUGAGACUUCACGACUUUUUGUAAAGAAAACAAUAGUAGUGGGCAAUGUGUCCAAGUACAUACCUCCUGAUAAGAGAGAAGAAAAUGACCAGUCAACCCACAAGUGGAUGGUAUAUGUCCGAGGGUCUCGUAGAGAACCCAGCAUUAAUCAUUUCGUCAAGAAAGUUUGGUUCUUUCUUCAUCCCAGCUAUAAGCCAAAUGACCUUGUGGAGGUUAGAGAGCCUCCUUUUCACCUGACCAGAAGAGGCUGGGGUGAGUUUCCUGUCAGAGUUCAAGUUCAUUUUAAGGACAGCCAGAACAAGCGGAUAGAUAUCAUACAUAAUCUGAAGCUGGAUAGAACUUACACUGGCUUGCAGACUCUUGGAGCAGAGACGGUAGUGGAUGUUGAGCUCCACCGACACUCUCUUGGAGAAGACUCCAUUUAUCCUCAGUCCUCCGAGUCGGACAUCUCUGAUGCCCCACCAUCUUUGCCUUUGACCAUUCCAGCCCCAGUGAAAGCUUCCUCACCGAUAAAGCAGUCACAUGAGCCAGUACCUGAUACAUGUGUGGAGAAAGGCUUCCCAACCAAUACCGAAGCUGAGAGACACACUACUUUUUAUUCUUUGCCAUCUUCAUUGGAACGAACACCCACCAAAAUGACGACAUCCCAGAAAGUUACUUUUUGUUCUCAUGGCAAUUCAGCUUUUCAGCCAAUAGCAUCAAGCUGCAAAAUUGUGCCACAAAGUCAGGUUCCUAAUCCUGAGUCACCCGGAAAAUCCUUCCAACCCAUCACCAUGAGCUGCAAAAUUGUUUCAGGUUCCCCCAUAUCAACUCCAAGUCCAUCACCGCUGCCUCGAACCCCGACUUCCACUCCAGUCCAUGUGAAGCAAGGCGCUGCCAGCUCUGUCAUUAAUAACCCUUAUGUUAUCCUGGAUAAGCCGGGGCAGGUUAUUGGAGCCACCACUCCCACUACAGGAAGUCCUACAAACAAGCUCUCUACUGCCUCCCAGGCCUCCCAAGGAGCAGGUUCCCCUAUUCCCAAAAUUCAUGGAAGUAGUUUUGUAACAUCUACUGUCAAGCAGGAGGAUUCUUUGUUUGCAUCUAUGCCACCUCUUUGCCCUAUUGGGAGUCACCCUAAGGUUCAGAGUCCUAAACCUCUAACUGGAGGACUUGGAGCUUUCACAAAAGUAAUCAUCAAACAGGAACCUGGUGAAGCCUCUCACGUGCCUGCAACAGGAGCUGCCAGCCAGUCACCACUCCCUCAGUAUGUGACAGUGAAAGGGGGUCACAUGAUUGCUGUGUCCCCUCAAAAACAGGUCCUAACUGCUGGAGAAGGGACUUCCCAGUCACCAAAGAUUCAGCCCUCCAAGGUUGUUGGGGUGCCAGUUGGGUCUUCUUUACCUUCAACAGUGAAACAGGCUGUGGCAAUCAGUGGUGGCCAAAUCCUUGUAGCCAAGGCCAGCUCUUCUGUUGCCAAAGCAGUUGGUCCAAAGCAAGUUGUGACACAAGGAGUUGCCAAAGCAAUUGUGAGUGGAGGCGGAGGAACCAUUGUUGCUCAGCCAGUGCAAGCCUUAACCAAGACUCAGGUCACUGCUGCCGGCCCUCAGAAGACUGGAUCCCAGGGUUCAGUAAUGGCAACAUUGCAGCUACCAGCCACUAAUUUGGCCAACUUAGCAAAUUUGCCUCCUGGCACUAAACUCUACCUUACAACGAACAGCAAGAACCCUUCAGGAAAAGGGAAACUGCUGCUGAUCCCUCAAGGAGCCAUCCUACGAGCUACCAACAAUGCUAACCUCCAGUCUGGCUCAGCUGCAGGAAGCGGCGGCGGUGGGGGAGGUGGUGGCAGUGGUGGUGGCACAGGAGGGACCCAGAGCCCUGCUGGCCCAGGAGGGAUCUCCCAGCACCUGACUUACACAUCUUACAUCCUGAAGCAGACUCCUCAGGGUACAUUUUUAGUUGGUCAGCCAUCACCCCAGACAUCUGGAAAACAGCUGACUACUGGGUCAGUGGUCCAAGGAACACUGGGAGUCAGCACAUCUUCUGCACAAGGACAACAAACAUUAAAAGUCAUCUCUGGACAAAAAACCACUUUGUUUACCCAGGCAGCCCCUGGGGGACAAGCAUCGCUAAUGAAAAUAUCUGAUAGCACACUAAAGUCUGUGCCAGCCACCUCGCAACUCUCAAAGCCUGGAACCACCAUGCUCAGAGUGGCAGGAGGGGUGAUCACAACGGCCACUUCCCCAGCUGUGGCCCUCUCAGCAAACGGUCCUGCCCAGCCGUCAGAAGGAACAACUCCCAGUUCAUCAUCUGCUAUCGGUUCUGUAAUGAAAACUUCUGGGCAGCAAGCAGUGUGUGUGAGCCAGACCCCCAUGCCAUCCUGCAAGGCUGCAGCUCCCUCCGUCAUCAGCGCCACAUCCCUGGUGCCCACGCCAAACCCCAUCUCCGGGAAGGCCACCGUGUCAGGAUUGCUAAAGAUUCACUCCAGUCAAUCCAAUCCCCAGCAGGCUGUCCUGACGAUCCCCAGCCAGCUCAAGCCACUCAGUGUAAAUACAUCCGGAGGGGUACAGACUAUCCUGAUGCCUGUGAAUAAAGUGGUUCAGUCAUUUUCUGCCAACAAAUCCCCUGCCAUUCUGCCUGUAGCUGCCCCAACUCCGAUUAUCCCCAGCUCUGCUUCAGCAGCUGUUACGAAAGUAAAGACCGAACCAGAAGUGCCUGGGCCAGGCUGCCUCUCCCAGGAGGGUCAGACAGCUGUGAAAACAGAAGAAAGUUCUGAGCUGGGAAACUAUGUCAUCAAGAUAGACCAUUUAGAAACUAUCCAGCAACUCUUAACAGCAGUAGUAAAGAAGAUCCCCUUAGUCACUGCAAAAAGUGAAGACGCCAGCUGUUUUUCUGCGAAGUCUGUGGAGCAGUAUUAUGGCUGGAACAUUGGGAAAAGGAGAGCUGCCGAGUGGCAAAGAGCAAUGACCAUGCGAAAAGUCUUACAAGAAAUCCUGGAGAAGAAUCCAAGAUUUCACCACCUGACUCCCCUUAAAACCAAGCACAUCGCUCACUGGUGUCGCUGCCACGGCUACACCCCACCCGAUCCCGAGACCUUGAGGAGCGACGGCGACUCUAUUGAGGAUGUGCUGACCCAGAUCGACAGCGAGCCAGAGUGCCCGUCGUCAUUCUCCUCUGCCGACAACCUCUGCCGGAAACUGGAGGACCUGCAGCAGUUUCAGAAAAGAGAGCCAGAAAAUGAAGAGGAGGUGGACAUCCUCAGCCUCCCGGAGCCGGUAAAGAUCAGCAUCAAAAAAGAACAGGAAGAGAAGCAGGAAGAAAUGAAGUUCUACCUACCACCAACACUGGGGUCAGAAUUUAUCGGUGACAUCACCCAGAAGAUCGGGAUCACCCUGCAGCCUGUGGCACUUCACAAGAACGUGUACGCAUCGGUGGUGGAGGACAUGAUUUUAAAGGCCACGGAGCAACUGGUGAACGACAUCCUGAGACAGGCUUUGGCGGUUGGAUACCGGACAGCAUCUCACAACAGGAUUCCCAAAGAAAUUACAGUGAGUAACAUUCACCAGGCCAUUUGCAACAUUCCUUUUCUGGACUUUCUUACAAAUAAACACAUGGGAAUAUUGAAUGAAGACCAGUGAAUAGAAUGAAGAUGCCCUUAGAAAAGCAGGAUUUGCAGAUGUAUCCGAAGCUUCGAACUGCGACGACUCUUCUCUUUGGGGAAGGAGGUGAUUGUCUUUGUGCCUCGAAAUAUUAUGGCUACCAAACCAUUGCCUCCACUUAAAUCACUGUAACACCGGAGUAUUCGGUCCUAGAUCAGAUCCCUUUAGGACAGAAGUUUCUGAGUCUAGAAUGAAGCUGUGAGGGGAUGUGUGCUCUGUCAGCUUGCAUUUGCUCGCUCUCUGGAAAAGCUUUGGGACAGAAUCUCCAAGCUGGGCCAGGCCAUGUGCAGCAGGUCCUUCUCUGGGUGUCAAGGGGCACCUUGGGCCACGCUGGUGGUCCACCUAUUCUGGGACUACAGGCAGCUCCUGCAGUUACCCUAGUAACCUCUGGAGCCAGGCGGGGCUUCUGCCCUCAUCCGGUGGCUGUGGCGUGGGGGACCCCAUCAGCCUUAGGGGGCAAUAAUGCCUUGCAGAAGUCAGCAGAGCCUGGGAACCCACACGCUGUGCAGAAGUGUUUUCAUGGAGCAUAGGGACAUUACUGCAGCCAAGGUCAGCACCGUCAAGGGGUAGGCAGAUCCCAGCAAAUGUCCGGGAAAGGUCUGACUAUAACCAAGCAGCUCUCCCUAGGUCAGUAAUAGAGAACACCCGCAAAUCCCAGGCACCUGGCCGACCUGGACCAGCUUUGUGUGUGUCAGGCAGAGCUGGUUCCACAGCAUUCACGGGGUACGUGGGUCACCCCGUGGUGAGGGACCAGUGGGGAGCAGCCCCUGGGCCAGGCCUGCGGGAAUGGGGAGUCCUGUCAGUGGACUUAGUGCCCUGUUCUUUUCCACUUGGCUUUUCCAAAGAAAAGCGUUUCAAGGAAACACUGUGAGUGCCUUAAAGAGAGAGAAAUGACUGCCGAAGCCACGAGACAGGAAUGUUAGUGCUUAGAAGCAGUGAGAAUAGAUUGUGCCCAGAUGCAGAGCCCUCUUGGCGGGAGAAGUGAACGGGAGGAGGAGGGUCCACAGGGCCCGCGUGAUACUCAGUUGCAUUACAGAUACUCUGUCCUAACAUAGUCUGUGUCGAAGGAAAGGAGAGAAUUUAUUCUGUGAGGAAUCUGCUCAAAGGAAAUUUGAAGUUUGUGAAUCAGACUUACCCAGUCAACAUAACUGAAGUUUCCAUGAGUUGUGUAGACGUUUGGGUCAGGAACAGAAGGCAGGGAGGUGACCAAGAGAUCUGCCCUUCUCUAUUCAGCAUCCGAGGAUUUGCAGGUGCACAAGGAAACCUGUUCAAUAAGGCAUCAGGCAUGCCCGGGCUCAGUAAAAAAGUUUAGUGCAUAAAGGCUCAGAUACUCUAUACAUUAACCACUGCAAGCGAGGCCAGUGGACAGGUGCAUAAAUUUAUUCAGCAGCGGACUGUGACAGUUUUACAGGAUGGAGGAUUUGAUCCCAAUGAGAACAGAUCGAUUUAUUACAGGUAUGAAAGCCUAAAGUAAUUAUCUUUUUGCAAAAGAAAUAUUAAAUCAUUUAACAGUUCCCAUAUGUGUUAAUGUUUCAGAUGUAUUUAUAUCAUAACAUGUAACAUAAUUGUGUAACAAAACUACAAUAAACCUUUUAGUAUU